Messenger RNA from Prorocentrum cordatum, 1307 nucleotides. The record is from the annotation of a GenBank genome assembly. Lineage: Eukaryota; Dinophyceae; Prorocentrales; Prorocentraceae.
CCCCGAUGGGCCAUGACGGCCCUGCCCCUGCGUUUGGCGCGGCCCGACGCCUCCCUCGCGUCAUGGGCAUGUUCCUCUCUUUGCAUGAGGAGUGAGGCAGCACAUUUCUGCUCCAGAGCUAGCGAGGAGGCCCUCUUUGGGGCCCCGGCCCGCCCGCGUUGCCAUCAUAGGGCUGGUCCGUCGGACCGACGGUGCGCGCUCCGCUCCCCACCGCUCCGCGCUGCUCACCGGAGGCCUCCAGCAGGCUGGUCGCCGAGUCCGUCCAGGCGCUCUUCCGCACCGGCGGGAAAAGGCUCAGGCCAGCGCUGACGCUGCUAGUGGCGAAGGCCAUGGGUGCUGAGAAGGAGCGCUUGAGCCGCGUGGCGUCCCUCGCCGCCAGCAUCGAGGUCUUGCACUCCGCCUCGCUGGUGCACGACGACAUCCUCGACGCCGCGGAGUUCAGGCGCGGCGAGCAGACGAUGCACGUGCAGCUCGGCGAGCGCGCCGCGACGCUCGUGGGCGACUUCCUGUUCGCCACCGCCUCGGUGCUGGUGGCAGAGCUGGGGAGUCUGCCCGUUGUCGUGCUCAUAUCGAAGGCCACGCUCCGAGGCCGCGGCGAGCUGGCACAGUCCGCCGUGCGCUUCGAGGCGGUGGAUUAUUCGCUGGAGGACUACCUGGCCAAGUCGUUCUACAAGACCGCCUCCCUGCUCGCGGCGGCCUGCCAGAGCGCGGCCGUGCUCAGCGGCGCGGGCCCGGAGUCCCCCCAGGCGCAGUCCUGCUACAAGUUCGGCGCGUACGUCGGCCUGGCCUUCCAGGUCGUGGACGACAUCCUCGAUUUCACGUCCACAGAGGAGGAGAUCGGGAAGCCGGCGCUGGCGGACCUGAAGGAGGGCAACCUCUCGGCGCCCGUGCUCUUCGCGGCGCAGGAGCGGCAGGCGUCGGGCGACGGCGGCGAGUUCGGCCUCGAUCCAGAGGGACGUCGGGAGCUGCUGGAACUCCUCGAUCGCAGGCUCUCUGGCGAAGAGGACCUCGAGAGGACGAAGGCCCUGGUUGCGGACGCGGGCGGCGUGGCGCGAGCGAAGGCGUUGGCGCGUCGCUUCGUCGACCUCGCGGCGCUGGAGCUGGAGGAGCUCCCGGACAGCGAAGCUCGAGCAGGGCUGCGGACGUUCGCGGAGUUUGUGAUCGCGAGGAGCUUCUGAGAUGUCCUGGCUCCCGCUCCGCGCCGUGGGGUCCCCUGGCCCGCUGGCCCUUUGGCCAGAGGCCAGGGGCAGCGGCGUUUUUUUUUCGGACCCAGACGGGCCGAGGCCUGUCUGAGGAGGAGGAGGAGG